AUGAGUAACUGCACUCAACUUACAAAUUUAUAUUUUAAUAUAAGCAAAAAUUAAAUUGGGGAUGAUGGAGCUACUACUAUUGGUGCAGCUCUUGGUAACUGCAAAUUACUUACUAAUCUCUAUUUUGAAUUUUGGGGAAAUAAAAUCGGUGAUAAAGGAGCUUAAAAUAUUGGAUUAGGUUUAAGUAACUGUACUCAACUUACAAAUUUAGAAUUUGGUAUUAGCGAAAAUUAAAUUGGGGAUGAUGGAGCUACUACUAUUGGUGCAGCUCUUGGUAACUGCAAAUUACUUACUAAUCUCUAUUUUAAGAUUGGGCGAAAUAAAAUCGGUGAUAAAGGAGCUUAAAAUAUUGGAUUAGGUUUGAGUAACUGUACUCAACUUACAAAUUUAGAAUUUGGUAUUAGCGAAAAUUAAAUUGGGGAUGAUGGAGCUACUACUAUUGGUGCAGCUCUUGGUAACUGCAAAUUACUUACUAAUCUCUAUUUUAAUAUUGGGCGAAAUAAAAUAGGUGAUAAAGGAGCUUAAAAUAUUGGAUUAGGUUUGAGUAACUGUACUCAACUUACAAAUUUAUAAUUUGGUAUUAGCGAAAAUUAAAUUGGGAAUGAUGGAGCUACUACUAUUGGUGCAGCUCUUGGUAACUGCAAAUUACUUACUAAUCUCAAGUUUUCAAUUUGGGGAAAUAAAAUUGGUGAUAAAGGAGCUUAAAAUAUUGGAUUAGGUUUGAGUAACUGUACUCAACUUACAAAUUUAUAAUUUGAUAUUAGCGAAAAUUAAAUUGGGGAUGAUGGAGCUACUACUAUUGGUGCAGCUCUUGGUAACUGCAAAUUACUUACUAAUCUCAAGUUUUAAAUUUGGGGAAAUAAAAUUGGUGAUAAAGGAGCUUAAAAUAUUGGAUUAGGUUUAAGUAACUGUACUCAACUUACAAAUUUAAAAUUUGGGAUAAACUAAAAUUAAAUUGGGGAUGAUGGAGCUACUACUAUUGGUGUAGCUCUUGGUAACUGCAAAUUACUUACUAAUCUCAACUUUUAAAUUUAGGGAAAUAAAAUUGGUGAUAAAGGAGCUUAAAAUAUUGGAUUAUGUUUGAUGAUAUUGAGAAGUUUCUAAAGUCUAGUGAAGUGA
This is a messenger RNA of Tetrahymena thermophila SB210, 1119 nucleotides long. RefSeq names its product translation initiation factor eIF-5A family protein. Gene Ontology annotation, molecular function: small GTPase binding; GTPase activator activity. Gene Ontology annotation, biological process: nucleocytoplasmic transport; activation of GTPase activity. The transcript has 14 exons. NCBI's taxonomy places the organism in Eukaryota, Ciliophora, Oligohymenophorea, Hymenostomatida, Tetrahymenidae. Gene Ontology annotation, cellular component: nucleus; cytosol; perinuclear region of cytoplasm. The record is from RefSeq and is a predicted model, not a curated record.